Messenger RNA from Macroventuria anomochaeta, 650 nucleotides. Its product is annotated as 30S ribosomal protein S12. Gene Ontology annotation, biological process: translation. The transcript is spliced from 3 exons. Bases 26 to 562 code for a protein of 178 amino acids. Gene Ontology annotation, cellular component: ribosome; small ribosomal subunit. Gene Ontology annotation, molecular function: structural constituent of ribosome. NCBI's taxonomy places the organism in Eukaryota, Fungi, Ascomycota, Dothideomycetes, Pleosporales, Didymellaceae. The record is from RefSeq and is a predicted model, not a curated record.
AUUGAACCACAACAUCGCCGCCGCCAUGCCUGUCCAGUUCCUUCGACGCCUCAUACGGCCUUCAGUCUUCGCGCAAUCACCCCUGAUCGCUGCGCGACCUUCCAUCGUCGCCACACCCCUUCACAAUGCCUUCGCUGGCCUCUCCCUCGGCCCUACACCUGCGUCACGAGCCAACAAAUGCACAUUGAUCCAGGUCCUGCGACAAGGAAGGAUAGCACAGAGGGCGAGAAAGCUGCGAUCGCCACAACUUGCCAACAGACCAGAGCUGAAGGGCGUAUGCUUGAAGGUCGGCACAACGAAGCCCAAGAAGCCCAACUCUGGCGAGAGGAAGAUUGCUAGGGUGCGAUUGAGCACAGGAAAGGUCAUCACAGCAUACAUUCCUGGAGAGGGUCACAAUGUGCAGCAGCAUUCGGUCGUCAUGGUACGAGGAGGGCGUGCGCAGGAUUGUCCCGGUGUGAAGUACCACCUGGUUAGAGGAGCAUUGGAUUUGGGAGGUGUCGGUAGCAGGAUCACAUCGAGAUCGAAGUACGGAACGAAGAAGCCAAAGGCCGCCGCGGCAUAGUCGAGCUGCAUACAGAAGUGUAUAUUCGUGUAAUAUAUGUUUGGCAUCAAAGGCGUUCGAAUCUAAAGCGGCUACGCGCUGCGCUGAU